Molecule: messenger RNA, 980 nt
Organism: Colletotrichum phormii
Lineage: Eukaryota; Fungi; Ascomycota; Sordariomycetes; Glomerellales; Glomerellaceae
Exons: 2
Coding region: 206-805 (199 amino acids)
Source: RefSeq, a predicted model, not a curated record
AGUACCUGCACGCACCUUAGUCAUUCGCAGAAUCGACGCUACCGUUUUUGUGGACCUCCUAGGCAAUCCUUACGGAAUACUCCCCUUCCAAAGUUCCUCCCUCCUGUCUCUCAACCAAAUGGGGUUUUCAGACUCGAAUGAUUACGAUUGAUCCCUCAUAUCUCGCUUCAUCCACGUCCCCGAUACGCCUCGAAGUAUACGUGUAAUGGACCAAAGUCAAAACUCAGCCUUUACCGGUCCCAACGCUUCCAACCAGCAACCGAUUGUGUUUCGUCGACAAACAAUCCCAGCACGCCGGUCCAGCAAUCGAGAAAGACCACAGUCUCGGAGAAGCCGUGCUUUGGGCUUGCAACCUGCACGUCAUGUUCGGAUCGUCCACCGGCCAAAACAGCAGGCAGGAAGGCAGCUGCUGUCGAGUCAGGCCCGUGUCUCGCUGCCGCCCCCGGUCGAGUCAGCCGGCGUGAUAGAAGCCCAGCCCAGCGCCUCGCUUAACGACCUACGCCGCUACGCUCCCCCCCUCACCCCCCGCCAGCAAUACCAUUCUGCGGCUUUGCCCUCCCCCCUCGGGUUUCUUCAGCAGUCCGAAUUCCGAUCCAGUUCAUUUCCUUUCCACGGUCCCUUGAACAGCUUCCAGAACAUUGCCUAUCCCUUGCGGUUGCUCUUUCAGCUUGGAGGGGUGUCGCUACGUGUUACAGCGCUGAGCGAAUAUACUCUGUACCCCGCCAUACGCACCCACCGAAUAAUCUACCGAUACACUUGUUUGAUGAUAAUGGCAAUCCCUCUCAUCUUGCGCCGCUUGUCCUAGGAAUCCUGUCUGACAGUCUGACGGUGACAAGGGUCUGGCGCGGGCCGGGUCCCUAUCCCACCUAUGUCCGGACCAGUCCUGAGGCGCCGGCGAUAACGUCCCCUCGGGCCCCUCUCCUGUGGGUCUGCGGAGGGAAAUGCGAGCGAUUCAAUAGGGGGCUCAGCGGAUAAACCGU